This is a messenger RNA of Athene cunicularia (burrowing owl), 5675 nucleotides long. RefSeq names its product vinculin (gene VCL). Gene Ontology annotation, biological process: cell adhesion. The transcript has 22 exons. The record is from RefSeq and is a predicted model, not a curated record. Bases 1 to 3165 code for a protein of 1054 amino acids. NCBI's taxonomy places the organism in Eukaryota, Metazoa, Chordata, Aves, Strigiformes, Strigidae. Gene Ontology annotation, molecular function: actin filament binding; structural molecule activity. Gene Ontology annotation, cellular component: actin cytoskeleton.
AUGGGUUGCAAUCAAAGUACUGUGACUGACAAUGAUGAAGGCAUCAAUGUGGCUUCAUGUUUUGAGACUUUGUCUGAUGAAUGGCUUUACAGUGAAAUUCUGAAUCUUAAGUAUGACAUCUUUCUCCUGCAGGUUGGAAAAGAGACCGUGCAGACAACAGAAGACCAGAUCUUGAAAAGGGAUAUGCCACCAGCAUUUAUCAAAGUGGAGAAUGCCUGCACCAAACUUGUUCGAGCAGCCCAGAUGCUGCAAGCAGAUCCUUAUUCAGUACCAGCUCGUGACUAUCUAAUUGAUGGAUCAAGAGGCAUCCUUUCUGGAACAUCAGACUUACUCCUGACAUUUGAUGAAGCAGAGGUCCGUAAAAUCAUCCGUGUCUGCAAAGGAAUAUUGGAAUAUCUGACUGUGGCGGAAGUAGUAGAGACUAUGGAGGAUUUGGUGACAUACACAAAGAAUCUAGGGCCAGGAAUGACAAAGAUGGCCAAAAUGAUUGAUGAGAGACAACAGGAAUUAACUCAUCAGGAACAUAGAGUUAUGCUGGUAAACUCCAUGAAUACUGUGAAGGAGCUAUUACCAGUACUUAUUUCAGCUAUGAAGAUUUUUGUAACCACAAAAAAUUCUAAAAGCCAGGGAAUAGAAGAGGCUUUGAAAAAUCGCAAUUUCACAGUAGAGAAAAUGAGUGCUGAGAUAAAUGAAAUAAUCCGUGUAUUACAACUCACUUCCUGGGAUGAAGAUGCCUGGGCAAGCAAGGAUACUGAAGCCAUGAAAAGAGCUUUAGCCUUAAUAGAUUCAAAGAUGAACCAGGCAAAAAGUUGGCUGAGAGAUCCAAAUGCACCUCCAGGGGAUGCUGGUGAGCAAGCAAUAAGGCAGAUCCUUGAUGAAGCUGGAAAAGCAGGAGAACUGUGUGCAGGCAAGGAACGCAGAGAGAUUCUGGGAACAUGCAAAACGCUGGGCCAGAUGACUGAUCAGCUGGCUGACCUCCGAGCUAGAGGACAGGGUGCUACACCCAUGGCUAUGCAGAAAGCACAGCAGGUGUCACAAGGUCUGGAUUUGCUCACUGCAAAAGUGGAGAAUGCAGCCCGCAAACUGGAGGCCAUGACAAACUCUAAGCAGGCAAUUGCUAAGAAGAUUGAUGCUGCUCAGAAUUGGCUUGCGGAUCCUAAUGGGGGCAGUGAAGGAGAAGAACAUAUUCGGGGAAUUAUGGCUGAAGCAAGGAAAGUUGCAGAAUUAUGUGAGGAGCCUAAAGAAAGAGAUGAUAUCCUUCGGUCCUUAGGGGAGAUCUCUGCUUUGACAGCUAAGCUGUCAGAUCUGCGACGACACGGGAAAGGUGACUCUCCUGAGGCCCGUGCGUUGGCUAAGCAAAUAGCCACAUCACUUCAGAAUCUGCAGUCCAAAACAAACAGGGCUGUAGCAAAUACUAGGCCAGUUAAAGCAGCUGUCCAUUUGGAGGGCAAGAUUGAGCAAGCUCAAAGGUGGAUAGACAAUCCUACAGUUGCUGAUCGGGGAGUAGGCCAGGCAGCAAUUCGGGGUCUGGUUGCAGAAGGUCGUCGUUUAGCCAAUGUCAUGAUGGGACCUUAUCGUCAAGACUUACUUGCCAAGUGUGACCGUGUAGACCAACUGGCUGCUCAGCUAGCUGACCUCGCAGCAAGAGGGGAGGGAGAAUCUCCGCAGGCCAGGGCAGUUGCUGCUCAGCUUCAGGACUCACUGAAGGAUCUUAAAACACGAAUGCAAGAGGCAAUGACCCAGGAGGUUUCCGAUGUUUUUAGUGACACCACAACUCCUAUUAAAUUGUUAGCAGUAGCAGCCACUGCUCCUUCUGAUGCUCCCAAUAGAGAUGAGGUGUUUGAUGAAAGAGCAGCAAACUUUGAAAACCAUGCUGCUAGACUGGGAGCUACAGCAGAAAAAGCAGCUGCAGUUGGAACUGCAAAUAAAACUACUGUGGAGGGCAUUCAGGCAACUGUGAAAUCAGCAAGAGAACUUACGCCACAGGUAGUAUCAGCUGCUCGUAUUCUCCUGAGAAAUCCUGGAAAUCAAGCCGCUUAUGAACAUUUUGAGACCAUGAAAAACCAAUGGAUAGAUAAUGUAGAAAAAAUGACAGGGUUGGUGGAUGAAGCCAUUGAUACUAAAUCUCUGUUGGAUGCAUCAGAAGAGGCUAUUAAGAAAGAUCUUGAUAAAUGUAAAGUUGCGAUGGCCAAUAUUCAACCUCAGAUGCUGGUAGCUGGUGCCACCAGCAUUGCUAGACGAGCAAACCGCAUCCUACUGGUAGCAAAACGGGAGGUUGAAAAUUCAGAAGACCCUAAAUUCCGGGAGGCUGUUAAAGCAGCCUCUGAUGAGCUAAGCAAAACUGUAUCACCAAUGGUAAUGGAUGCUAAAGCUGUGGCAGGAAACAUUUCUGAUCCUGGUUUGCAGAAGAGUUUCUUGGAUUCUGGAUAUAGAAUUCUGGGAGCUGUGGCCAAAGUCAGAGAAGCCUUCCAGCCUCAGGAACCAGAUUUUCCCCCUCCUCCUCCUGACCUUGAGCAGCUUCAUCUGACUGAUGAGCUUGCUCCUCCAAAACCACCACUUCCAGAAGGUGAGGUUCCCCCACCCAGACCACCACCACCUGAAGAAAAGGAUGAAGAGUUCCCGGAGCAGAAAGCAGGAGAAGCUAUUAAUCAGCCCAUGAUGAUGGCUGCUAGGCAGUUGCAUGAUGAAGCCCGGAAAUGGUCUAGCAAGGGUAAUGACAUCAUUGCUGCUGCUAAACGAAUGGCGCUGCUAAUGGCAGAGAUGUCACGCCUGGUGAGAGGAGGUAGUGGGAACAAGCGUGCCCUUAUUCAGUGUGCGAAGGAUAUUGCUAAGGCAUCAGAUGAAGUCACUCGGUUAGCCAAAGAGGUGGCAAAGCAGUGCACUGACAAGCGCAUUAGAACAAACCUCUUGCAGGUCUGUGAGCGAAUCCCAACCAUCAGUACACAACUGAAAAUUCUCUCCACUGUCAAAGCUACCAUGCUGGGCAGAACUAAUAUCAGCGAUGAAGAGUCAGAACAGGCAACUGAGAUGUUGGUUCACAAUGCCCAGAAUCUCAUGCAGUCUGUGAAGGAAACGGUGAGAGAAGCUGAAGCAGCAUCCAUUAAGAUACGAACAGAUGCUGGAUUCACUCUUCGCUGGGUCAGAAAGACCCCAUGGUAUCAGUAAACACUUGCUACAUUGUUUUCUGUAACAUAAAAUGCCUUUUUUUUGAAACAGAAGAGAUAUAUUAACAGCAAAAGGUGCUGUAUACAUGAGCUUAAGAUUAGCUUAUGCUAAUGCCCCAUUCUAAGGGUAUAAACUGUAAGAGAAUGCAUUUCAAAUGUCUACAAAAUGCAUUUGAUAUCAAACACUUCAAAACUGCUUCUGACAGUAGACAGUUUUUUUUUUUUGCUUUUGAAGAUUCUCUUCAUGAAUUCUGUACUCCCAGAAGCACAUUUCACUUAUGCACUGUAUAUUCCAGUAGUUACCAUGUGAUGAUAUAAAACAUGGACCUCACUUCAAGCUUGUAUUGAGAGUCUAGGACACUAGUGGUUAUUUGGCAGUUCUUUAGGGACAAUCAUUGAUAUAACAACAUUCAACUUUUCAACAGGAUUUUAGCUGGCUGUUCUUGAGCCAUGUAGAAAUGAUGGAAGGUGGGGAGGUUGGAGCAGCAGAACAGUUGUAAACUGAGCAUUAAAAUUCUGUGUCUGAAAUGAUACUUUUUUUGCUUUUUGCCUGGCAAAAGUACUUUUAACAAAAACUGGAGCUGUCUUUGGCCCCCUACUGUCACCCUGUAGGUGGGUAUUCCAGAACUCCUGUACUGUACUGAAAUGUUUUGCAGUGGCUGUUAGUGGCACACUGUUGACAGCUUGAGCCUUAUGGCUGGAGACCUGAAAUCAUGGAGCUCUUUCCUUCUUGCUUAAUUCAGUAAUGUAUUGAGCUGAAAGUCCUGGUUCUCUUAAGCUAGCUGCAUGUCCAGGACCAGAAAAUGCCACAUGCUGGCUCUUGCCUUUUGAAAACCAAAUGAGCAUAUGCAAUUAUUGUUAUUUUUCUUCUUACCUUCAUCUAAUGUUAUUCAAGCCACUCAAGAUGGAAAUAAAAUAUAAAGAUAUUCAAUUAAAAUAUACCUUUUGCCUUGCUGCCCAUGUUUCCACAAUGCAUAAGCUUUUUGAAACCCAGGCACUGCAGGGACAUGAAACCCUUUUUAGGUAGUCUGAUGGCUACCAGUAAACAGUGGUUCCUAUAUACUAAACAUACCAGGAUAUUGUAACUGUUUUUGACAUUUGGAGGCUCAAAAUCUUUUUUCAGGUUCAAGUAAUAAUAUAAUGAACAAAGUGUUACUGUAUCUUUAAAAAAACCCCAAACAAAACCACAACAAUAAACCCCCCCUCCCAAAAUCCACACCACCUCCCCUCCACCCCCCCUUACUAAAAUAGACUUGGGAUGCAUUCAUCCUUCUGUAAUUGAACCUGCCAUUCAUUUAAUUGCUCCAUAGUCUCUUUUGGCAUUUGACAGAGAGGAGAAUUACUGUUUUAGAAUUAAUCUCUGUACACUUGCAGACUUAUGCACACUUGCAGACUUCUGCCUAGAUCAGCACUGACUUAAUGCCCUGCCCUCUUAAUUUGCUGAAGAUCGUUGCAUGAUCAACACACCUUUAACAGAAGGGCCCUUGGGGAAAAACUGCCCAGUCUGAACAGCUCGAAGAGAGACACAACAUCAGCUGUCCUUUACCUGUCUUCAACAGUUACUCUAUACUUGGACUUUCUCCCCUCCACCCCCAGCUUCAUUGCACUGUUAUCUAAAAAGGGAAGUUAAACUGAUUAUAAUACAUCUGCCUCAAACUGACCUUAGCAAGAGAAAGCAUGUUUGUCUUUAAUUCACUCCUUGUGUUUGGGUAUUAUGAAAUAUAUGGUACUUAAGAUCUUUCCUUAGUAUUUUCUUCCUGCAAUUACCUGGAACAGGAAGAAGGAAGGGGUGUCAGAGCCUUAACGUGAAUGUCUUGCAUUUGGUUGGUUUCUACCAGAUCUUUAACAUAAUUGUAAUGUAGUAAUUUCUAUUUAAUAGUAAAUAACACUGAGUAGGUAGAGGUUAUUUUUAAGGGAUUUUCUAAAUAGUCUUUUUCUGUAUUUUCAAUGCUCCUCACAUUCCCCCCCCCAGCUUCUCCAUGAGAUUUUUUUUUUAGCAUCACUGUUUAGUUGCUUGACUGAUAUUAAUGCAAUAUUACUAAUGCCUUUAACAUAUAAUUGUUUAUGCCAAAGAUCACUUUUUGUUCAUUGAGGAGUGUUUGCAGGAAAGUUAUGAAUCAUGGUUGCCUUUGAUACUCUUCCAGAAUGUUUGCUCUAAGUUCUUGAACUGUUUUGUAGAAGCUAAGGUAUUUGUCCACCUUAUGCAGUUACUGCUUUUUUUGAACUCUAUUGGUCUUUAGACCUGAAAUGCAGCAAAAAUUUGAAAAAGACCAUGAAUGUCACUUAGAAAUGUUUUACCACUAUAAAAGUUUGUUUAUAAAACAAAAGGUAUUGUAUAGUCUAAUGUUUUCAACCUUUCUUUGGUUCUGUUAAAACAAUAAAAAUGCAUUUGUACAAAUGUCAGCUUGUGAGUAUUAAUGAUAAUGGAGCAGUAGAUAACACCAUAACAAGAAGAGCAAAAAGCUAAAACAGCAGAAAUACUAAAGCAACAGUUGUUUUCUACAUAUUCUG